AUGUCAGCGGACGACCAGCAGUUUCUGGACGUACUGUCCUCGCUGCCCAACCACAUCCGCCGAUACUCGGACGACCUUGCGAAUCUCAUCAACCCGCACGUAGACAAGGCCGCCCAGGCUGUCCGAGAGACUCUUGCGUCCACAGAAUGGCUGCCCGACUCGGUGCGACCGAGUCCUCCCGUUCGGCAUGUUCCGAUCGAGGUGAUUGCUAUGAGCCGUUACGAGACGAUCCACACUUGGGUAAAAGAGCACAAGCUCCUGACUGGUGCCGUCGUUGCCGUCGUGGGAUUCGUCGCCUAUCGUUCAUACAAGAGUAGCAGGUUCUGUAAGAAGACGCGCCGGGCGAAACGGGCGAGGAACGGCGGACGGCUCGAGGUUGUCGUCAUCGCCGGGUCGCCCAGUCUACCCUUGACAAGGUCACUGUCUCUGGACUUUGAGAGGAGAGGCUUCAUCGUUUACAUCGUGUGCAACGCCGAGGAGGACGAGAGCAUGGUGCACAGCUUGUCGAGGCCAGACAUCCUCCCUCUGACCAUUGACACCACGGAUCCUCCCAAAGCCGGAGCAGCCAUCGAUAGCUUCGCCCAGUAUCUCCAGUCACCCCACGCUCCGGCCCCUCGGACAAGACCCAACCACCUGCAGCUGAAAUCCGUCAUCCUCAUCCCCUCGCUCAACUACCAGACGUCACCCAUCGCCACCAUCCCGCCUUCCAGCUUCGCAGACCUCUUCAACACCCACCUCCUUCACCCCAUCCUUACCAUCCAGGCUUUCCUGCCGCUCUUAACGACCCGUCUUAGCCCACCCGAAGAGAAGUGGACACCGCCAAAGGUGCUCGUCUUCACACCGUCCAUCAUCUCCUCCAUCAACCCGCCUUUCCAUGCCCCCGAAGCGACUGUCUCGUCCGCCCUAUCAGCCUUCACCGAGGUCCUGACCGCAGAGCUGCGGCCUCUGGGCAUCCCAGUAACCCAUAUGCAGCUGGGUACUUUCGACUUCACCGGCUUCCAGCCCGCGAAGCACACCCACCCUUCCCAGAGAGGCCUCCUCGAAGGCGGCCCCGGCAUCGACGCCGACGCAACCGAGACCUUGAUGUGGCCCGAGAAUGCCCGCCAUGCCUACGGACGCAACUUUGUCAUGCAGAGCACCUCGGCCAUCUCGGCCGGCCGCAUUCGCGGUCUGAAGGGCAGCUCGCUCCGCCACCUGCAUAACGCCGUCUUUGACGUCAUCGAUGGCUCCAUCACCAGCGGCACCGUCCGUGUCGGUCUCGGCGCCAGUGUCUAUGGCUUUGUCGGUCGUUGGGUACCGCGUGGUCUGGUCUCAUGGAUGAUGGGCAUCCGCCGCGUCGACGAGCUAUCGGCAUGGCAGACCAGUUCCUACAAUGGCUCACUUGACGGCAGUGAGAACGAGGACGGCCAGGACUUUGUCGCGGUGCCGGACGAGAAGCUGGACAGCAACGUGUGGAAGUCGUCCUAG
Messenger RNA from Colletotrichum higginsianum IMI 349063, 1467 nucleotides. Its product is annotated as Duf1776 domain containing protein. Bases 1 to 1467 code for a protein of 488 amino acids. The record is from RefSeq and is a predicted model, not a curated record. The transcript is spliced from 3 exons. NCBI's taxonomy places the organism in Eukaryota, Fungi, Ascomycota, Sordariomycetes, Glomerellales, Glomerellaceae.